CAAGCAGUUUUGUUUGAUUAAGCAAAUUCCUGCAAAUCACAUAUUAGCAGGAACCAUAACAUCACCUCUUUGAGGCCUUAGCUCGGGGUUUCCCGAUUUUCAUUUUCUUUUUCUUUAUGAGGUGUACUAAAAAAACACUUUAAAAAUUCUAUAUUACUUUUACCCUAUUUUAUUCUUAAUCUUUUUUAAUUCAUUAUUAUUAGUAUUGUUUCAUUGAACUUGUCUUUUUCUUUCACUCCAUCCACUUGGUAUGUAUGUUUCAUAGUGAUAACAAAUAUAAAUAUAUUGCCUUCCCCAGAAGGACAUACUCAGAGGCAUUUUUGAAUCAAGUGCUUUCAUUCAACAUCCAAUAGAGCCAUGGUAGGUCUCAGUGGAAACACCAUGUUUGUGUACUUUCUCUUCACCAUUAGCUUUGGCUUGUGGGUUCUUCAUGCAUCUGCAGCGCUUCAGAGAUUUACACACACACCCAAAACUGAUGGUUCUCUUGGUUUCUUGGUGCUUGGUGACUGGGGAAGAAGAGGUGAAUACAACCAGUCUGAAGUUGCAUUCCAGAUGGGGAAGGUUGGAGAGAAGCUUGACAUUAACUUUGUGAUUUCCACUGGAGACAAUUUCUAUGACAAUGGCCUAAUUAAUGAACAUGAUACAGCAUUUGAGGAGUCAUUCACCAAAGUUUACACAGCAAAAAGCCUGCAAAAGCAGUGGUACAGUGUGUUGGGAAACCAUGACUACAGGGGUGAUGCAGAGGCUCAAUUAAGCCCGGUCCUUAGGAAAAUUGAUAGCAGAUGGCUUUGCCUGAGGUCGUUUAUUGUAGAUUCAGAAUUGACAGAAAUUUUCUUUGUGGACACAACCCCUUUUGUACAAGAGUACUAUAGGGAAUCAGAUGGGCACACAUAUGACUGGCGGGGAAUUAACCCACCAAAAUCUUAUAUUAACAACUUGUUGAAGGAUCUAGAAAUGGCAUUGAGAGAGUCAACAGCAAAAUGGAAGAUUGUUGUUGGACACCAUGCAAUUAGAAGUAUUGGGCAUCAUGGUGAUACUCAAGAACUUAUAAGCCAGCUUCUACCAAUUCUUCAGGCAAAUAAUGUUGAUUUUUACAUGAAUGGGCAUGACCAUUGUCUUGAACACAUCAGUGACACAGAGAGUCCUAUUCAGUUCCUUACUAGCGGGGCGGGGUCAAAGGCUUGGAGAGGAGACAUUCAAGAAAAGAACAAAAGAGGUUUAAAUUUCUUCUAUGAUGGACAAGGUUUCAUGUCAGUGCAAUUGACUCAGACUGAUGCAAACAUUGAGUUCUAUGAUGUUUCUGGCAAUGUUUUGCACAGAAUCAUUUCUUCAAAGCAACUAAAACAUUCUUCCAUGUGAAAUUUAGACCCGGAACUAGAUAGGAAAGAGAGGUAUUGACAAGGCUUAGGAAAUUAAACAAUCCUCCUAGAAACGGAUAUAACUAUUAUCAGUGACUAUUUGAAGCUAUCAAUGCAUACGCUUAAUGAGCUUCAAUGCAUUACUUAAGCAUGUAUAUAUGUAUUGUUAGAAUUUAUUAAAUUCAAAUGAAUCAUGUUAGUGCUCCCUUUAGAUAA
Messenger RNA from Lotus japonicus, 1574 nucleotides. Its product is annotated as purple acid phosphatase 17-like. NCBI's taxonomy places the organism in Eukaryota, Viridiplantae, Streptophyta, Magnoliopsida, Fabales, Fabaceae. Gene Ontology annotation, molecular function: ferrous iron binding; acid phosphatase activity; ferric iron binding. The record is from RefSeq and is a predicted model, not a curated record. The coding region runs from base 358 to 1359 and encodes 333 amino acids. The transcript has 6 exons.